GAAAUCUUGCGAUCGCCUCCACGGAAGGAGCUCUCUCUUUCGGUGCAGGUGCCAGAACCCAUGCUUUCCUGUUGUCGUUCUUAUCCCCAAUCUCUUCGAGCUGAAACAGGAAUUCUUUCAUUUUUAAGAAAAUAAUGUCAUACGAGAGUGAGUGCUAGAGCAAUGCAGGCGUAGAUGUGGAGAAGAGGAUAUUUUAGAAACACUUCUAAGGAGAAAGCACUUAGGGAAGCAUUUGCGGGCUUGAGAUUUUGGGAAGAUUCUGAAGCGGGUAUAUUAUCCUAGUUGAAAAAUUGAAGCUCAAGCAUGGGAAAGAGGAAAUCAAGGGCGAAGCCACCUCCAAAGAAGCGAAUGGAUAAGCUUGAUACUGUAUUUUGUUGCCCUUUCUGCAACCAUGGAAGCAGCAUUGAGUGUUGCAUCGACAUGAAGAAUUUGAUUGGUGAAGCUGCAUGCAGGAUUUGCCAGGAAAGUUUCAGCACCACCAUCACAGCGCUGACGGAGCCUAUAGAUAUAUACAGUGAAUGGAUUGAUGAAUGUGAACGUGUCAACAACCUUGAAGAUGAUGCUACCUAAGUUUCUAGUUUGCUGGGAAGUUGUUUCUACCCAAAGCUUCUAGUUUUUGUGUGCGUUCUUUCAAGCGGUCUGUGGAAAGAUGUAAAUACAUCCAGCAUAUCUGAUGGUAGACCAUAAUAGUACGUAGUGGACUGGGGUUGUGCGCUACAUCUGUACUUCAAAUCAAAUAGAGCUAUCAGCGAUGCAUGUGUAUGCUUAUAUUGUAAAGAGCUGCACAGGAUGCUGGAUUGGAUGGUUGCUGUUGAAAUAGUUGGCUUAUUCGUGCGAGAGAACACGGCAUGAUACGGUACUAAUGAUUGUGUUUAAA
Elaeis guineensis (African oil palm) is the source of this 877-nucleotide messenger RNA. NCBI's taxonomy places the organism in Eukaryota, Viridiplantae, Streptophyta, Magnoliopsida, Arecales, Arecaceae. The record is from RefSeq and is a predicted model, not a curated record.